This is a messenger RNA of Megalops cyprinoides (Indo-Pacific tarpon), 906 nucleotides long. RefSeq names its product snail family zinc finger 3 (gene snai3). Gene Ontology annotation, molecular function: DNA-binding transcription factor activity, RNA polymerase II-specific; RNA polymerase II cis-regulatory region sequence-specific DNA binding. The record is from RefSeq and is a predicted model, not a curated record. Bases 1 to 906 code for a protein of 301 amino acids. The transcript has 3 exons. NCBI's taxonomy places the organism in Eukaryota, Metazoa, Chordata, Actinopteri, Elopiformes, Megalopidae. Gene Ontology annotation, biological process: regulation of DNA-templated transcription.
AUGCCACGGUCCUUUCUGGUGAAGAAACACCUCAGUCACAAGAAGCCAAACUACGGUCAGCUGGAUUCAAAGAAAGGAGAGGACGUCCCUUCUCCGUAUUCCCCAGAAGAUUUCGUACUGGCUCCCGUGCCCUGUUCUGAGAUGCCCUGCCCUCUGCCCUGCUCCCCCGAGGCUCUGGGAGGGUGGCUGUCCACCCCUCCUAUCACCACAAUGCCCUCGGUGGAGCUGAACUCCGUCCCCACCCCUCUGAUGGCCAUACGGCCGCAGAAUUCUGACUUUCCCGCAGAGAGGCCGGUGCAGGAGCUGUCUUCCUCCCUGUUGGUGGCCCACACACCCCUCAGAGAUGCUCUCCCUCUGCCAGACCCCAUGGAACUCCUGGAGCCCCAGGUCUUCCAGCUCCCCAAGGAUCCCAGGCUCUCGGGGGACCGGAGCGGCCUCCCGGCCCCUCUCCUCGGCCUGGCCCCCGGCGCACUGGAGCGCUUCGAGUGCUUCGACUGUCGCAGGGCGUACUUCACGGUCUCCGGCCUGGCCAAACACAGACAGCUGCGCUGCGAGUGGCAGUGCCACAAGUGCUUCAGCUGCAAGUACUGCGACAAGGAGUAUGUGAGCCUCGGGGCGCUCAAGAUGCACAUCCGCACGCACACGCUGCCCUGCGUCUGCAAGCUGUGCGGCAAGGCCUUCUCCAGGCCCUGGCUCCUGCAGGGACACAUCCGCACGCAUACAGGGGAGAAGCCGUUUUCAUGCCCGCACUGCAGCCGGGCGUUUGCCGACCGCUCCAACCUCCGCGCUCACCUCCAGACGCACUCGGACAUCAAGAAGUACCAGUGCAAGAGCUGCUCGAAAACCUUCUCCAGGAUAUCGCUGCUGUCCAAACACGAGGAGGCUGGCUGCUGCCCCUUGUCAUGA